This is a messenger RNA of Pleurotus ostreatus (oyster mushroom), 1416 nucleotides long. RefSeq lists its product as uncharacterized. NCBI's taxonomy places the organism in Eukaryota, Fungi, Basidiomycota, Agaricomycetes, Agaricales, Pleurotaceae. The coding region runs from base 1 to 1416 and encodes 471 amino acids. The record is from RefSeq and is a predicted model, not a curated record. The transcript has 7 exons. Gene Ontology annotation, molecular function: zinc ion binding.
AUGUCUUCCACCCUGAAAUAUCCGACCGUCAAUGAUUUGAAGGUUCGCACAUGUUACGUAUGUCGGGAGGAGGAGCGUCACACAGAGCGCCCCAAUCCUCCGAAGGCAUGGGUCCAUCCAUGCAACUGCACAUUGGUUGCGCACGAAGCAUGUCUGCUGCAAUGGAUUCGGACCGCGCAGUCGGAUUCCGCUAGGGCCAAGAACGCUCUGAAAUGUCCACAGUGUGGCACGCAAUACGAGCUGCAGAGCGAGAAAUCAAUAUUCCUCAGAGUGUUCACGUCAGUGAACGGGACUAUGCAGUUCAUGGGGCGGAUGUUCACUGUCUUUACGAUGGCCGGAAUCGUUGCAGUCUUUGGAACGGGGAUAUAUAUCGUGAGCACAGCGUACGGCGCAUAUGCCCUGAAGGAGUUCAUUGGCAACGAGAUGUUCAACCUCCUUUUGACUGAGGAGCCCGCUAAUUGGCCGUGGCACGCCUUCAUCAACCUCCCCCUCAUCCCACUGAGUCUCAUCCUAUCGCGCACUUCCAUCACGUCACACAUCUUGCCCGUAAUAUCCAUUCUCCUUACGUGGCCGACAUCAAGCCCCGUUCCUCAACAAGAGCGCUCCCUGCGUGAACACUGGACAGACCCAAGACACGCCCAGGAGUUACGCAUCUCACAUCUCCCAAGCGCGGCCACCUGGCCGCCCUCUCCUUUAUUGUUUGGUUUAUUCGUAGUUCCUGUCACGAAAAUGAUCUACAAGAGGUACUUUACGAUGCUCACGCAUUGGGUGUUAGGAUCUCGCCCCUUACCCGGCGACCGCCAAUUUGUCUGGCAGCGGAAUGAAGGAAACAUCUUGAAUAUCAGAAUCGUAGCAGGCAUCAGACGUGAGGGGGAUGCAAACGCCGACAACGAGGAAGCUGCGGACGAUGGCAAUGCCGAAGAAGAACCCCAAGAUGUUGCCGCUGCAGCUGAAAGGACCCUCAACCACACAACGUCAUCAUUGGGUCGUUUCAUUGGGGGUGCCUUGCUCAUCCCCGCCAUCUCUAGUUUCAUGGGAAACAUGCUCUUUAGACUGUCAAAGCGGUCGUAUCUCCUGAGACAGUUCCUCGCCAUAAAGCCGCCUCUUCGCGGCCACGUAGCCUCGCCUCCGCUAGGGCCGUAUUCUUAUAACCAAAAUUGGGCUGGAUUGGGUACGUUGAGACAAGCGAAGCUAGCUUUGAGGUUGGUCUUUGGCAGCGUAUGGGGUGGUACAAGGACUUGGGCGGACAGCGACCCGGUUUGGUGGAGAAAUGCAGUUGGCCUGGGGCUCUUCGUUGUGGCGAAAGACUGCAUUCAACUUUGUCAUCUAUGGAUGACGAAGCGAGAACUCGAAAGCCGGCAUGUCAAAGACCGUUCUUUCGAGGGAAUAGAUAUCAAAGAGCUGGACUUGAUUUAG